UUUUUUUGUUUUUUUUUUUUUUGGUAUUGUGAAAAUAACUUUGUUUCAAAACUCAUUAUCAUCAAAGAGAAAGGAAAAGAAAAGAAAAAGGCAGAUCCAAGGAAGGUGGUUAAUCUGUCAAUCCCAUCAAUCAGUCAAACCCCAAUCUAGAUCGACUCCGACCAAUCAUCAAUCAAAAUUUUUUUUUUCAUAAAAGUGAAGAAUUACAAUAAUUUUUUUGGAUAUGUCAUCUUCUUCAUCUUCUUCUUCUUCACCUACUUCUACUACUACUACGACUACGUUAUCUCAACAACAUCUGCAGCAGCAGCAGCAGCAACAGCAGCUGGACCACCACCUUCCUUCUCCUGAGCAACUCUGUUAUGUCCAUUGUAAUAUUUGCGACACUGUCCUUGCGGUUAGUGUUCCUUGUUGUAGUUUGUUUAAAACUGUGACAGUGCGAUGUGGACACUGCACUAAUCUGUUGCCUGUCAACAUGCGUGGCCUUCUUCUGCCUUCACCUAAUCAAUUUCAUCAGCUUGGCCACUCUUUCUUUUCUCCUUCUCAUAACAUUCUCGAAAAUAUGGCUACACCAAAUUCCAAUUAUCUCAUCAACCAGUUUGGAGCUACUACUAACAAUUUUGGAAUGCCAUCUCGAGGAGUUACUGACGAGCUCCCUAGGCCACCCGUUAUCAAUAGACCUCCGGAGAAGAGACAGAGAGUGCCUUCUGCAUACAACCGUUUCAUCAAGGACGAGAUCCAACGAAUCAAGUCUGUGAAUCCCGAUAUAUCCCAUAGGGAAGCCUUCAGUGCCGCUGCUAAGAAUUGGGCCCACUUUCCACACAUUCACUUUGGUCUCAUGCCCGACCAGACAGUGAAGAAGACAAAUAUCCGCCAGCAGGAAGGAGAUACUCAGAAUGUUCUGAUGAAAGAUAAUGGAUUCUAUGCUUCAGCCAAUGUUGGUGUCUCCCACUUCUGAGUCAUUGGUGGGGUUAUUAUAUCAUAUGGAUAUCUGUUUUUCUCUCUCAACUACCACCAAAAUUCCUAUCAUCAUUAUUACUUACUUUUUAAUCCCAUCUACUACUACUACUAGUGCUCAUGUGUUGAUAUAUUAAUUAUAUCUUAAAUACUCUCUACUCCUAAGUUAGCUACCAUGUAAUUUCCCUUUUAAUGUUAUGUUGAUUAUGAACUAGCUACUAUAUAUUUGGCUCACUACCACUACUACUUGAUCAAUGCAUCUUAAUUAGUGUGUUGUCAUGACUA
Benincasa hispida (wax gourd) is the source of this 1239-nucleotide messenger RNA. Its product is annotated as axial regulator YABBY 5-like. The record is from RefSeq and is a predicted model, not a curated record. Gene Ontology annotation, cellular component: nucleus. Gene Ontology annotation, biological process: abaxial cell fate specification; cell fate commitment; regulation of leaf development. Lineage: Eukaryota; Viridiplantae; Streptophyta; Magnoliopsida; Cucurbitales; Cucurbitaceae.